AUGGAUACUAGAUCUUACAUGCCAAGGUCUGGGCAUGACGACGCUAUUUCGCCCUUGACAGACUCUUCGGGCCUCAGCAUGUCCGUAUCGACGACCGCAGUUUCUACGCCAACCGACACCUCAUCGUCACGACCGGAGACUCCUGUUUACGAACCGGGCGAGAGAAAAAUAGAUUACGAGUGUUUUCCUGAAGUGGUUCCAUCGAAUGACCCAGAGCCGGCGGUAUUGGAGAAUGCAGUCACUGGGUUCAACCUACCAGAAGUGGCAUGCACAUACACGCAUGAGGUAUCAAAGGAGGUUGUUCCAACAUAUGCUGGCCUUGAGGUUUCAACACCGCUGGAACCACCCACCGGGGCCGUGACGCCGCUGCAUCUACUUGGGGAUCAACCUAACUGGAUUGAUUGCCCCUUUUGCGAAACGCGAGCAAGGACCACGAUAAAAAAGAGGCCCUCAAACCUAACACAGUUUAAUAUGAAGAAGCUGGACGCCAGAGGUUCAGUAGCAUAA
Molecule: messenger RNA, 507 nt
Organism: Fusarium vanettenii 77-13-4
Lineage: Eukaryota; Fungi; Ascomycota; Sordariomycetes; Hypocreales; Nectriaceae
Exons: 3
Coding region: 1-507 (168 amino acids)
Source: RefSeq, a predicted model, not a curated record